AUGAUGCGCAUCGCUGCUACCAAGGCCGCGGCCCGUCCCCUCACUCUCGCCUCGAGAGCUUGCUUCAGCACCACUGCUCGCACCAUGAGCGAGGGCGACACUGGAGCUCCCUCCAAGUUCGGAGGCGGUGACGCCUUCCAGAAGCGCGAAAAGGCCAACGAGGACUACGCCAUCCGCCAGCGCGAGAAGGAGAAGCUUCUCGAGCUCAAGAAGAAGCUCAGCGAGCAGCAGGCCCACCUCCAGCAGCUGUCUGACCACAUCGACGAGAUCACCAAGAACCAGGGUGGCGAGCACAACUAA
Colletotrichum acutatum is the source of this 300-nucleotide messenger RNA. RefSeq names its product mitochondrial ATPase inhibitor, IATP-domain-containing protein. Gene Ontology annotation, molecular function: ATPase inhibitor activity. Gene Ontology annotation, cellular component: mitochondrion. Gene Ontology annotation, biological process: negative regulation of ATP-dependent activity. The transcript has 3 exons. NCBI's taxonomy places the organism in Eukaryota, Fungi, Ascomycota, Sordariomycetes, Glomerellales, Glomerellaceae. Bases 1 to 300 code for a protein of 99 amino acids. The record is from RefSeq and is a predicted model, not a curated record.